Messenger RNA from Pteropus alecto (black flying fox), 5599 nucleotides. It is a transcript of the gene CFP, whose product is annotated as complement factor properdin. NCBI's taxonomy places the organism in Eukaryota, Metazoa, Chordata, Mammalia, Chiroptera, Pteropodidae. The coding region runs from base 4129 to 5535 and encodes 468 amino acids. The record is from RefSeq and is a predicted model, not a curated record. The transcript is spliced from 9 exons.
AAACUGGAAAGCUGUGGUUGUGUGUGUGUAUGUGUGUAAAAUCAUGUGUGAGAGAGUGGAAGUUUUAACCACAAAUUUGACAUUGCGUCUGUAAGAAAUCGUGGCUCUGCAUCAGGACAUCGCUGUAAGAAUGAAUGAGUAAUUAAGGUACUAUACAAUAAACUGGUGGUGUGUGUGAAGUAAUGUUUAUGAGAAGGUAGUGGGGACCACAAACCAGUCACUGUUUGACAGGCUAUUGUGAGCAGGAUAGACUGAUCAACAAAGUGUGAUAGAGCUUGUCAGGGACUGUGUGGGUGAGAAACUUCACUGUAUAUAAGCAGGUGACUCAGUGUUGAGAGAUAAAUUGUGUGUGAAACUGUUUAUGCAAGGCUGUCAUAUCAACUAAAGUCAUGAGAGCAUGUGCAAGAAGUCAAUUGACAGCAAAUGGCUGUGAGGCCAAUGAGUGCCUGAGACACAAGAUACAAGAAUGCAUAAUUGUGUGUAUGAAAACUGUCCAUGUGAGACUAGCAAAGACAGAAACCGAGAAAAAAUUGGCUGUGCUGGGAGAGUAUGAGGCUGUAACUUGUGUGUGUGUGUACCUGAGACUAGUGGCGAAUUGAUUUACAGGUACUACUCCAGUCUAGCCCCACAGGUUCAGGUACUGAAACUGAUGGUGAAACUGAGAGACUAAAACUGUGUAAGAGACCACAUACCUGAGUAAAAGACAAUAAGUAACAGUAAUGAAGUCAGGGCUGUGUAAAAAACUUGACAACUGAGCAGUAUGUAAGAGUGUGGGUCUGCAAAACAUUUCAUAAGAGACUAAAUCAGACUACAUGUUUGUGAAAAACUUAGAAUAUGAGACUGAGACCAUGUGAUGUGUGUGAGAAACUGGAGAAGCUGUAAUUGUAUUUGAGUGCACAUGGUAAGCUGACUGUAUGAAGAAAAUGAUGGUGUAAGCAGUUAAGACAGGCCAUGAGAGAUUGGGUGUAUAAGACUGACUGAGAGCCUAGUAGCAAUUGUGAUUUUCUCAGAAACAGGGAGAGUGAUGAUCACACUGAACAGGUGACUAAGCCUGUCUGAGAAACUGGGUAUGUGUAAAACUCUUUGCAAGAGACUAUUAAAGGCUGUAAAUCAAGGACUGGUUGGAAGCUGCUUAAGAAAUGUAGGACUAGAUGACUAAGACAAUGUAUGAGAUACUGUGUGAUUGUGUAUGCAUAUGAAACAGCUGUAAUCAGACUGCAGGUAUGUGAAAUGAGGGCUUGAGUGUGAAAAGGUAGGAGAAAAGGUGAUUUUAUGUGUGUACAAGAAACUUCAUGAGAAGUUAGUGUAGUUGUAAAUCAGCGACUGUGAGAAUGAUGGCCUGAGUGGUUGAAACAUCAGAAAGUCUGACUGACUGACUGACUGACCGACCGACCGACCGACCGACCGACUGACUGUGUUUGCAUGUGAAAAACUGGCGAGAGUAAAUAUUGGUAAUAUUGGCCAAAUGAGACAGGCUAUAAAGACAUGAUCCUGUGUGUGAAUUGUUAGGAGACAGUCAUAAAACUGGGAAUCUAUGACAGAAAAUGGCUCUUUGAGUGACAGAGAAUGUCAGAGGCUAUGUGAUCGAGUAUGUAUGUGAGCCUGUUUGUAAGAGACUGCAGUAAAGGCUGUAAAUCCAGAACUGUAACUAUGUUUUUAAAAUAUAGAAUGAUCCAAACUGAAUGAAACUGCAUGAGAUGCCACAAAUCAAAUGUGCCAGGCCUACGAGAAAGCCCUCUUCUGUUUGUCUUCUUUCUUUGCAGGUCCCUCCUCAGCCCCUAUGCUCCAUUUCCCCUCAGUUCUCCAAAACUGGAAAUGCCGGACUUCCCUGGGGCUUUGCAUGGGUUACCUUCCCUCUUCUCAUGAUCUCUGGUCAAGUCCAGGCACUUGAGACACUAUUGAUCCUUGCCCCAUGACACCCACAUUCUUAACUCCAACCCAGACUCUUCCUCUUGGCACCUCACAGAAUCUCUAAAGUUUUGUUUAUUUCACUUAUUUCUGCAUUCAACAGAUGUUUAUUAAUCCUUGGAGACACAGCGGUCAACAAACCAGACAAAAAUCCCUGCCUUUGUGGAGCUGGUAUUUGAGUGAGGGCAAUGGACAAGAAACAGAUACAUCAUACAAGGAUUAAUGAGACAAGACUCUCUCUCUGUUUAAAUAAGAAAUCUGCAGAAUCAUUUUAUUGCCCAAAUGUGGAAGAGAUGAAAGCACUGACAGUCCUCUUUCACGGGAACUCCUAUUGAGUAUACAGUUUAGGAACAAAGAAAAUAUUGGUUAUAACAUUAUUACCAGGGCAACGGGUGAUUAGAUAAAGCAGCCAACCAGAAGUACAGGUUUCUUGAGUUAGUUUUCACAGGAUAACAUAGCACCGAUGUCUGAAGUCUUAGAAUGCUAACAAGACCUCUUUGUUUAAAGCACACUUUCCGAAACAGGCUUAUAUUAUCAGGAAACAGUAUAUCUGAAUGUCAACACACUUUAUCUCCCAUAAAACAAGAUUAAUAUUCUUGAGAAAGUUCUGUUUUACCAUUACAGCUGACCAAAUCAAAUUCUUUUACUUUGUUUUAAUUUGCAGAAUGGUAUUUCUCCCUCUGUGAAUGCAGGGAAAUAACACUGCCUUCCUACCUUUCUUAGACUCCUUAUUGUUAUUUUUAAAGAUUUCUUGUUUUUAAAGCAGCUCUGGAGUUUCACUCAAUAGGGCUUGUAAAAAAAAAUAGCAGGUUUGUGGAACUCAGUUUUACCUGUAUGGAAAGUGGGUCGAAGGGGAAUUAAUUAUUAACAGUAAAAUAAGGAGUAUAUAGAAUAGUUUUUUCUAGAUGAGACCUACAAAGGAAGAGUGGGGUCAGGGACUAGAAUGAUGCUUCUUGGAGUGUGGUCCCCAGACCAGCAGCAUCAUUUUCACCUGGGAGCCUGUUAGAAAUGCACCUUCCAAACCUACAGAAUCAGAAAUCAGAAACAGGGGUGUGGCCCAGCAAUAUGUGAUUUAACCAACUUUCCAGAUGAUUCUGAUGCACACUAAGGUUUGAGAGCCACUGUGUUAGAGAUUGACAGGGGUGCCAUACAAAACGGGUAGCUGUGGAAGGCUUCUGUGAUACAGGUGACAUUUAUUAUUUGUCUCCUCUUUUAGACCAUAAGGCUCUUGAGGGCCAGGAUUUGGGGCUGUCUUGUUCUUUGCUCUAUCCAAUGCCGAGAACAGCAUCCAAUAGGUGCUCAAUAAAUGUUGAAUAUGCAUUUAACAGAGCAUCUACUAUAUGACAGGCACUGUGCUAAGAACUUUAAAAAAUCUUAACUCCCAAUCUUCGCAACACACCCUACUGAUGUAGGCUCAGGGAUGUCACCUACCCAAAUUACUCUGAUGAUGAUGACCAGGCCCAUUCCCUCCUAACCACCCCCUCCCCAGGCCCUGAAUAUGUCCCCAGCUGGCCCCUAGGACUGGAUAUCCCCAAUUCACUCCUGAAUCCUCCCCACUCUCUUGUCACUUCCCCUUCUCACUUCCCUUGUGCUGACCUCCCUUCCUCAUGCUGACCACAGGGGACCUCCCUUUCAGGAAAGAGGAAGGUGUGUUAAGUCAGGAUGGAAGAUGAAGCAAUUACCUUAAUGCUCACUCCACUCCAUAAGGAGAGACACACUGAGUAUGCCACACUUGUUUCACCCUUGUUCAACAUGCCCAUGAGGUUGACCCUGUCAUGGUAGAGAGUAUGCGUUUUGCAGAUGAAGAAACUGAGCCUCAGGUUCAAGUCACUUUUCUAAGAUCACACAGCUAGGAAGUUCGUCUUGCUCCAAACUCCUAUGCUCCAUUUUCCCUCAGUAAGAAUGUGUACAAAGCAUUGAUUGAGUGUUGAAGGGUUGCUGGGCGGGGCGUGGGGUGCUGGGAAUAUAAUGAUAAAAUGGUACUAAGAGUGAGAUAGGAAGUAAGGAGGGGAGAGUAGAGGAGGUGGCUCAGAGGCAGAGGUGACAAGGGAGAGGUGGGAGCUGAAGAGACCUGACAAAUGCCCUCCCCUCCUCCCUGCUGCCCUUUGCCCUCCCAGUUCCUCCUGCCCUUGGUUCCUCUUUCUCACUGACUCCCAGAGCAGUUCAGCUCAUAAAGCCAGGCCUCCUCUCAGGCGGUGCUGCAGGGGUGCAGUGCUCAACAUGCCCGCUCUAACACAGGCUUCUUGGUUGCUGCUGCUGCCACUACAACUGCUGCUCACCCUGCCAGCCACAGGCUCAGACCCCGUACUCUGCUUUACCCAGUAUGAGGAAUCCUUGGGCAAGUGCAAAAGCCUUCUGGGGGAAGGUGUCCGUGUGGAAGACUGCUGUCUCAACACUGCCUAUGCCUUUCAGGAGCCUGGUAGCAAGCUUUGUCAGGCAUGCAGGUCCCCACAAUGGUCACCGUGGUCCAAGUGGACCCCCUGCUCAGUGACCUGCACUGAGGGCUCCCAGCUGCGGCACCGACGCUGUGUAGGCUGGGGUGGGCAGUGCUCAGAGAAGGUGGAGACUGGGACCCUCGAGUGGCAGCUGCAGGCCUGUGAGGACCGGCCGUGCUGUCCUGAGAUAGGCGGCUGGUCCAACUGGGGGCCCUGGACACCUUGCUCUGUCACCUGCUCCGCAGGGACCCGGACCCGUCGUCGAACAUGUGAUCACCCUACCCCCAAGUGUGGAGGCCGCUGCCCAGGAGAGGCACAGGAGUCAGAGGCCUGCUAUACAAUGCAGGUCUGCCCCAUACACGGGGCCUGGGCUGCUUGGGGUCCCUGGGGCCCUUGCUCAGGCUCCUGCCAUGGUGGACCCAGUGCGCCUGUGGAGAGACGAAGCCGCACGUGUUCUGCACCUGAGCCCUCCACGAAUCCUCCUGGGAAGCCGUGCCCAGGGCCAGCCUAUGAGCAGCGGGGCUGCAGUGGCCUGCCACCCUGCCCAGUGGCUGGGGGCUGGGGGCCCUGGGGCCCUGUGAGCCCCUGUCCUGUGACCUGUGGCCUUGGCCAGAACAUGGAACGACGGACAUGUGAUCACCCUGUGCCCCAGCACGGGGGACCCGUCUGUGCCGGCGGAGCCACCCGGAUCCACAUCUGCAACACAGCUGUGCCCUGCCCUGUGAAUGGAGAAUGGGGGCCAUGGGAGGAAUGGAGCACCUGUGCUCGCCCAAAGAUGAAAAACAUCAGCUGUGAGGAGAUCCCAGGCCAGCAGAUCCGCUCGAGGAGUUGCAAGGGACGCAAGUUUGAUGGACAGCGAUGUGCUGGACAACAACAGGAUAUCCGGCACUGCUACAACAUCCAGAAGUGUCUCUGGAAAGGCUCAUGGUCAGAGUGGAGUACCUGGGGGCUGUGCAUGCCCCCAUGUGGACCCAACCCCAUCCGUACCCGCCAGCGCCUCUGCACAGCUCCACUCCCCAAGUUCUUGCCUACUCUCUCCGUGGUCGAAGGUCAGGGUGAGAAGAAAGUGACCUUCUGGGGGAAACCAUCCUCGGUAUGCGAGACGCUGCAGGGGCAAAAGUUAGUGGUGGAGGAGAAACGGCCAUGUCUACACGUACCUGACUGCAAAGACCCUGAGGAUGAGGAGCUCUAACAUCUUUCUUCCACUGUGACCCUCUGACCUCCCAGACCUCAAUAAACCAGCCUCUUCCCUAAGA